Suillus discolor is the source of this 2025-nucleotide messenger RNA. RefSeq lists its product as uncharacterized. Gene Ontology annotation, molecular function: DNA binding. NCBI's taxonomy places the organism in Eukaryota, Fungi, Basidiomycota, Agaricomycetes, Boletales, Suillaceae. The record is from RefSeq and is a predicted model, not a curated record. The coding region runs from base 1 to 2025 and encodes 674 amino acids. The transcript is spliced from 7 exons.
AUGGCACGGGGCACAACAAAGAAAAUCGCAGUGGCCAUAAAUAAACCAGGACAGAAGGGAGCUACUGCCUCAGCCUCAGCUCUUCAGGAACAACGCGAAGAAGCACGACAAACACUGCUGAAGGCGAAAGGGACUCGAUCGCAGUAUGCCAGCCAUCUUGAACGGGGCCGAUGGUUUCUCGCGGAUGUUGUUGAGCAGAAGAGAACUGCCCAAGCAGAGGGCACUCACUCUCAGGCUGAUGGCGAGUCUGAUAUCGAUGCAUACAGUCGCAUGUUUGACAUCAUCCCUAACAGAUACUCGGCAUCAGCACUCGAGCUGUUCCUUGUCCAGAAGGAAUUGACAGAGGGACGGAGUUUGAGCACAAUGUGGGGCAUCUUCUCCACAUUCAAGGAUAUGUGGAAGAACACAUACAUCUUCAAGGGCGAGACUUACUGUGGUCCCUAUCACUGCGAUGAGGGCACUGGGGUGGUCACAGGAAACCCAGCCUUGUCUGUGGCUGCACAGGAUAUGAUGGAAGUCCUCAAGAACAACGAGGGUGCCGAAGGUGGAAGCAGAAAUCAUGUGUCAGCCAUGACCAUCAAGGACAUGCAGAAACUCAUGGCCUGGUCCUAUAGCCAGUGUCCAGAUGGAAUUGUCAGCCAUGCCACUUUGCCCUCAUCGCCUCAGGGACUCAGACUGACUGGACUGAUGCAUGCACUCAUUUACCACAGGAAUUUUGAACUGAUAAAAAUCAAGCAGAAAGACAUUGUUUGGAACUGCCAGGGACGCCCACCCUAUGGCAUUCCCUUCGACCUUGUGAGCCUCAUCAACCAUAAAGGCUGGCAGCGGAAGGGGGAAAUUGAUGGUGCACUUGAAGGUCAUGAGUACGAGGUCUACGCUCAGCCGAAGACCCCCGAAAUCUGUAUGUUCACACACCUGCGAGCUUGGGUGAGUUUCCUAGAGGAGGUACUUCUCCAACGGCCCUUGCAACCUGAAGAGUACAUCUUUCUGUGCAUCGGUGCAAAUGGUGUCGUCUACCCUUCUGACGAGCUGUCCUACAACACUGUCAUGAAGACACUGACCUGGAUUUGCGCCAAGGCUGGGCUGACAGCCAGGUACACCAGCCAUUGCUUCUGCCGAGGUGGUGCGAGGUAUCAGUUUAUGUUCGCACCCCUCGGAGAGUGCUGGUCACUAUCUACAAUAUGUUGGUGGGUUGGCCUGCUAAUCUGUAAUCUCACCCGAUAUGAGAAAAAUCACCGGGACGCGCUGUGCCCAAUUCCUCGGGAAGGCAACAAAAGCUUCAACAGCGACCACAUUUUGACAGCACCCAUCACCACAGCGGAAACACGUGAACUCAAGAUGUCAUUUGAUCGCGAACUGAACCGCCUGUCUGGUAAAGUCAAGGAAGUCCUAGACAAACUAACUCUUUCUCCGGCCUCAUUCCCUUAUCCCUCACUCUUGCCGUCACCUUCACAACCUCCAAUCUCGGUCCAACAAACCAUGCGCCAUCAGGCCACCAAUCCACCCUCUUUGCUGAGCAGCACAGAAACUUCUUCGAUACCCAGCCCGGUUCCUGUAGACUCGGCUUCUUCUCCCUUUCCUCGCAUCAUCCCCAUACUGCAGGUGCCUCCCUCUGACAGCCGUCAGUAUAGCUGUGGUGCAGCAAAAAAGACAGCUCCCAUCCCUGGCAUCGGAAUCCCAGACCUCCUGCAUGGACAAGAGGCAUGGCUAGCUGCUGUAAAGCAGUGGGAGGAUCCUGCAGCAUCCAUUGGCAGCAAGGCACUGAAAGAUUGGCCGGAGGAGUGGUACACUGGCCCUAUGCAUACAAUCACUGGUGUGAAGCGGAACAUCCACAAGGUGAUUGCUAUCGAGUUCUACUGGCUGCAGCGGGACCAUCAAGUUUUUCUGGAAGCAUACCCUGAGGCCACCCGCAGUGUCAAGCCACUUUUCGAUACCAUCCAGUGCCAGCGUGAGGGAUGCAGAGAAAUCACCAGUCAAGCAAGCAAGAAUGGCCACCCAGAAGUCCAAGCAUCCUCCUCCUGCUGA